AUGAUAUUUAAAUUUUUUUUACUAUUAUUUUUUGGUACAGGAAAUAAUUGCACCAAAACAAUUAGUGAAAAUACAUGCGAAGAUGGGUUUUACCAAAGAAUAACAAUUAAUAAAGAUGAAACCUUUACAUUUUUAUUCGAUUAUAAAGCAUUAGGAAACUAUUACAAUGCUUCUAUAGUCCUUAGCAAUAAUCAAAAUUAUUAUAGUGAUGAUUUAGGUUUGGUUAAAUUUGGUUUCAUCAGAAAAAAUCAUAAUGAUCCACUUUAUUAUUUUAUUUCAAGAAGUUCAUAUAUUUUCCAAGGUUUAAAUAAAGUUACAUUACCAAGUGAUUUUAAAGAAUACCUUUCAAUUCCAGCUAUCGAAAUUACUUGUGAUAAUCCAAUAGAUUAUUGUGAUUUAGACAUUUUUGGUAGAAUCUGUUCAAAUUAA
Messenger RNA from Dictyostelium purpureum, 429 nucleotides. RefSeq lists its product as uncharacterized. The transcript is spliced from 2 exons. Lineage: Eukaryota; Evosea; Eumycetozoa; Dictyosteliales; Dictyosteliaceae. The coding region runs from base 1 to 429 and encodes 142 amino acids. The record is from RefSeq and is a predicted model, not a curated record.